CAACAAAAAAGUGGCAAAAAAUAAAUACACUCGUUUUGUAGAGAAACGCCAAAAAUCGGCGAAAAGAUUGCAACAUAAAAAUCAGAGCGUCAGGCGGUCGCACGAUUUAGUUAGUCACCGACAGCAGCGGCAAGCGAAUCGCUCAGAAUUGAGGCAGCACUCGGAAUUGGAAUAGUUGUGGAAUAGUAUAAACAUGGCUAAGACAGCGGCAAUUGGCAUCGAUCUGGGCACCACGUUCUCCUGCGUGGGCGUUUGGCAGAACAAUAAAGUGGAGAUCAUAGCCAACGAUCAGGGAAAUCGUACAACGCCCUCCUAUGUGGCCUUCAAUGACACCGAGCGACUAAUUGGCGAUGCCGCCAAGAAUCAGGUUGCGAUGAAUGCCAAGAAUACGGUAUUCGAUGCGAAACGUUUAAUUGGACGCAAGUACGAUGACCGGAAGAUACAGGAAGACCUAAAGCACUGGCCUUUCAAGGUUAUCAGCGAUGCUGGCAAGCCGAAAAUUGAGGUUGAGUUCAAAGGCGAACGCAAGCGCUUUGCACCCGAGGAGAUCAGCUCGAUGGUGUUAACCAAGAUGCGUGAGAUCGCCGAGACUUAUCUGGGUACAAAGGUAAAGGAUGCGGUGAUUACGGUGCCCGCCUAUUUCAACGACUCACAGCGUCAAGCGACCAAAGAUGCUGGCUCCAUAGCUGGCCUGAAUGUGCUGCGUAUCAUCAAUGAGCCGACGGCUGCCGCUUUAGCCUAUGGCCUGGACAAGAAUCUCAAAGGGGAGCGUAAUGUGUUGAUUUUUGAUUUAGGCGGUGGCACCUUUGAUGUCUCCAUACUGACCAUCGAUGAGGGUUCAUUGUUUGAGGUCAAGGCGACGGCUGGCGAUACCCAUCUGGGUGGCGAAGACUUUGACAAUCGUCUAGUCAAUCACUUUGUGGAGGAGUUCAAGCGCAAGCACAAGAGCAAUAUAGCCAGCAAUGUUCGAGCUCUGCGACGCCUGCGCACGGCUUGUGAGCGGGCCAAGCGGACGUUGUCCUCCAGCACUGAGGCGUCCUUGGAGAUUGAUGCACUGCACGAGGGCAUUGAUUUCUAUUCAAAGAUAUCGCGUGCCCGCUUCGAGGAACUGAACAUGGAUCUGUUCCGCUCGACGCUGGAGCCGGUGGAGCGUGCCUUGAACGAUGCCAAAAUGGACACAAAGGCCAUACACGAUGUGGUCCUGGUCGGUGGCUCCACUCGCAUACCGAAGAUACAGCGCCUGCUGCAGGACUUCUUUGGCGGCAAGCAAUUGAACUUAUCCAUCAAUCCGGACGAGGCGGUGGCCUAUGGUGCUGCCGUUCAAGCAGCCAUUCUCACCGGCGUCGGCAGCUCGCAGAUUCAGGAUCUAUUGCUGGUGGAUGUCACGCCACUUUCGCUGGGCAUUGAGACUGCUGGCGGCGUGAUGACCAAGCUGGUGGAGCGCAAUGCUCGUAUUCCGUGCAAACAGCAGCAGACGUUCACCACGUACAGCGACAAUCAGAAUGCGGUCACCAUUCAAGUGUACGAGGGUGAGCGGGCCAUGACCAAGGAUAACAAUCUGCUGGGCACUUUCAAUCUGACUGGGAUACCGCCAGCGCCACGUGGUGUGCCCAAAAUCGAUGUGAGCUUUGAUUUGAACGCUGAUGGCAUUUUGAAUGUGGGCGCCAAGGAUAACAGCACCGGCAAAUCGGAGAAGAUCACCAUAACAAAUGACAAGGGUCGACUCUCCAAGGCCGAGAUCGAUCGCAUGCUGUCCGAGGCGGAGAAGUACAAGGACGAGGAUGAUCGUCAGCGCGAUCGUGUGCAAGCCAGGAACACACUGGAGGCCUACAUAUAUGGCUGCAAACAGGCCGUGGAGGAAUCGCCCGCUGGCGUCCUCAGCGACUCCGACAAGUCUACGGUGCGUGAUAAGUGCAGCGAGGAGACCAAAUGGCUGGACGGUAAUUCGCUGGCCGAGAAGGAGGAAUACGAGCAUCAUCUUAAGGAUUGCCAGGGCGUCUGCGCACCCAUCAUGUCCAAGCUGCAUGGCCAGUCAUCGAAAGCCGGCAAACAGACGGGCAGCGGAUCCGGACCCACCGUCGAGGAGGUUGACUAAUUCGACACUGAAUAUUUUAGUAUUCGGAACUUAUGCACAUUAACAUUAUAAAACACCAUAAAAUCACUCGGCUCGAAAAAGAAAUUCCCUGUUCUUAUAUAACACAUAUCAUAUUCGUUCCUAAAAAGAUAUAAAAAUUAAAAGAAAAGAAUCAUUUUCUUUCAUAGGAAAUGUUAUUUUGGAAAAUAUAAUGGUCAAUUCUCACAAAAUGUAUUUCAAUAAAUAAUUAACAAAU
This is a messenger RNA of Drosophila grimshawi, 2330 nucleotides long. It is a transcript of the gene Hsc70-2, whose product is annotated as heat shock 70 kDa protein cognate 2. Gene Ontology annotation, cellular component: cytoplasm. The record is from RefSeq and is a predicted model, not a curated record. NCBI's taxonomy places the organism in Eukaryota, Metazoa, Arthropoda, Insecta, Diptera, Drosophilidae. Gene Ontology annotation, molecular function: ATP binding; ATP-dependent protein folding chaperone; misfolded protein binding. Gene Ontology annotation, biological process: cellular response to unfolded protein; protein refolding. The coding region runs from base 194 to 2095 and encodes 633 amino acids. The transcript has 2 exons.